Messenger RNA from Anolis sagrei ordinatus, 769 nucleotides. Lineage: Eukaryota; Metazoa; Chordata; Lepidosauria; Squamata; Anolidae. The record is from RefSeq and is a predicted model, not a curated record.
AUGGGCCAGACUUUAGCACAGCAGAUCACCAUCUACGACCAAGAGAACUUCCAGGGCAAGAGGAUGGAGUUUGCGGCCUCCUGCCCCAGCAUCAUGGAGUGCAGCUUCGACAACAUCCGCUCGCUCAAAGUGGAGACUGGCGCGUGGUUUGGCUACGAACACACCAACUACUGUGGGCAGCAGUUUGUGCUGGAGCGCGGAGAGUACCCCCGGUGGGAAGCCUGGAGCGGGAGCAACGCUUACCACGUCGAGCGGCUGAUGUCCUUCCGCCCCAUCAACUCCGCGAACCACAAAGAGUCCAAGAUCACCCUCUUUGAGAAGGAGAACUUCAUGGGGCACCAAUGGGACCUCCAAGACGACUACCCUUCGCUGCAAGCCAUGGGGUGGGGCAGCAACGAAGUGGGCUCCAUGAAGGUCCACAGUGGCGCCUGGGCAUGUUACCAGUACCCUGGCUACCGCGGCUACCAGUACAUCCUGGAGUUUGACCACCACGGCGGGGACUACAAGCACUGGCGGGAAUGGGGCUCCCAUGCUCAGACCGCCCAGAUCCAGUCCAUCCGGCGGGUGCAGCAGUAAGGCCUUCCUGCUCGCCUCUCUUCGGUCCCUGGGGCCACUCUCCACCGAUGCCCAAGGACCCCCCCCCCCGGCCCUCCUCUAUGGGGCUGAGGGGCCUCCUCCUCCUCCUCCUCUCCUCCUCCCAGGGCCCGUUUGGCUGCCACAGAUAUGAAUAAACACCUUGGAAGAAACCGCAUGUCAGGAAUCCACCGCA